Leptinotarsa decemlineata (Colorado potato beetle) is the source of this 962-nucleotide messenger RNA. RefSeq names its product cytoplasmic FMR1-interacting protein-like. The record is from RefSeq and is a predicted model, not a curated record. NCBI's taxonomy places the organism in Eukaryota, Metazoa, Arthropoda, Insecta, Coleoptera, Chrysomelidae.
UUGUUUUUCAUGACUAUUAUUUAUAGAAUUUAGAAGUUGUUCCUCUGUUUGGAGACAUGCAAAUAGCUCCAUUCAAUUAUAUAAAGAGGAGCAAGCACUUCGAUGCUAAUAAGUGGCCUUUAUCUAGUAGCAAUACCCCAUCUCCUCAAGCAGAUUUGAUGGUUCAUUUGCCUCAAAUCAGGGAAGAUCAUGUUAAGUAUAUAAGCGAAUUAUCGCGAUAUAGCAACGAAGUAACUACCACUUACAAAGAGUGUGGAAGCGAUGGUGAAAACAAAGAAACAGCGGAACUAGCUCUAAGAGGCCUUCAGCUACUCUCAGAAUGGACCAGUGUAGUUACGGAACUUUAUUCUUGGAAGCUGCUGCACCCAACAGAUCAUCAUCAGAAUAAGGAAUGUCCUAAAGAAGCUGAAGAAUAUGAAAGGGCAACAAGAUACAAUUAUACGGAAGAAGAAAAAUUUGCUCUUAUCGAAGUUAUAGCGAUGAUAAAGGGUUUGCAGGUUCUGAUGGCAAGAAUGGAAACCGUCUUCACUGAUGCCAUAAGACGAAAUAUUUAUGCUGAGCUUCAGUAUUUUGUGCAAGUGAUGCUGAGGGAACCGCUGAGAAAAGCUAUAAAAAACAAAAAGGGUCUAAUUCGAAGUAUUAUAAUGUCAGUCAGAGAAACCUGUGCAGAUUGGCCAAGGCAGUUUGAUCCGGUACAGGAUCCUGUAUUGAAGGGUAAAAAAGAUCCUGACAGUGGGUUCAGUAUAAAAGUUCCUAGACGAAAUGUUGGUCCUUCUUCAACACAGUUAUACAUGGUCCGGACUAUGUUGGAAUCUCUCAUUGCUGACAAAUCAGGAGGUAAGAGAACUCUAAGAAAGGAUAUUGAUGGUCAAUAUUUGGUGCAGAUAGAUCAGUUCCAUAAAACUUCAUUCUAUUGGAAUUACCUUCUGAGCUUCAGUGGUAAGUGACUUUAUUUAUAGUAA